Molecule: messenger RNA, 2076 nt
Organism: Panicum hallii
Lineage: Eukaryota; Viridiplantae; Streptophyta; Magnoliopsida; Poales; Poaceae
Product: transcription initiation factor TFIID subunit 12-like
Exons: 9
Coding region: 92-1885 (597 amino acids)
Biological process (GO): DNA-templated transcription initiation; RNA polymerase II preinitiation complex assembly
Cellular component (GO): SAGA complex; SLIK (SAGA-like) complex; transcription factor TFIID complex
Molecular function (GO): protein heterodimerization activity; TBP-class protein binding; DNA binding
Source: RefSeq, a predicted model, not a curated record
GAGCCCAGGUACCGUAGCAAACCCUAGAGGUACCGUAGCAAACCCCGCUCAAACCCUAGAGGCCCCAGCCGCGCGGCCUCCGCCGCCGCGAAUGAGGCCGCCGUACGCCCAUCUGGCCUCGCCCAUCACGAUGUCCUCGUCCUCCUCUGCUGCCACAGCUGCGACCUCCUCCUCCUUUUCCGUUCCGCCAUCUUCCUCCACGGCACCCCUAUGCCAAGGGCUUGUUUUGGGGGUGCCUGCGCCGCGUCCCGCACAGAUGCCCGUUGGUUACACCGGGUUCGUGCCACCGCCUCCGUUUGGAUCGAUGCAUCGCGACCCCGACCAGCCACCGCCGUCAUCUUCACAGUAUACAAGCUCUGCCCCUGCCGAACGGCCAGGCAAUUCAUCGAACAACAUGGACGCGCCUCCGCCCUCGCAGCCGGACGCCGCGGCGGCGGCGGCGGCGCCGCCCUCCUCGACCUCAGCUUCUGCUCCCUCUCCGGCGCCACCAUCUAACCCACCGUCAUCCGCCGCUUCUGCAGCACCCUCUUCUGACUCCACCAUCACCUCCCCUACCCCUACCCCGAGCCCAGGUACCGCAGCAAACCCCGCUCAAACCAUAGAGGCCCCAGCCCCCAGCCUCGCGGCCGCGCGGCCACCGCCGCCGCGAAUGAGGCCGCCGUACACCCACCUGGCCUCGCCCAUCACGAUGUCCUCGUCCUCCUCUGCUGCCACAGCUGCGACCUCCUCCGCUUCUGUUCCGCCAUCUUCCUCCGCGGCACCCCCUAUGCCAAGGGCAGGGCUUGUUUUGGGGGUGCCUGCGCCGCGUCCCGCACAGACGCCUGCUGGUUACACCGGGUUCGUGCCACCGCCUCCGCUUGCUCACCAGUUUGGAUCGAUGCAUCGCGACCCCGACCAACCACCGCCGUCAUCUUCACAGUUUAGGCAGCCUUCCCCUGGGAUUCAAAAUAUUGGGAUGGUUGGAUCCCUAAGCGCAUCCCAGAUGAGACCAGGAAUACUAACCGGUUUGCAGCAGACAAGACCUGGCCUUGCAUCAUCAGCAACUCCGAUUCCAUCUGGUAGUCAAAUGUCAGGUUCACAAAGAACCCCCUCCCAUGCUUUAAUGAGGCCGAUGUCUGUGGGUUCUCCGUCUCCUUCCCCUGCGUCACAGCAAACUCCACAAAACUCAUCUUCAGCAUUUAGGCCGCAACAGAGGCCACAAGUUCCACAACCAAGACCACAACAAUCUGCGCCUGUGACUCCGCAUCAGCAGAAUGUAAUUUCAGCACAGCAGCAGCAGCAACAGAAGCAACAGCAACAAAGUUCCUCGCAUCAAAUUCAACAAAAUCCAACACCCAAAAACCAGCCACAGCAUUCGCAGCAGCAAGCUGCUCGUACCCCAGUGACAAUGACACAGAAGCCUGAUUUGCCUGCUAUACAAAAUGCUACUGUUUUGCAAUCUGUCGAUACAGCCGCAAUCGAUGCGGAUGCUAGUGAAACUGGUACUCGACUACUCACCAAGAGAAGCAUACAUGAAUUAGUUGCCCAGAUUGAUCCUAACGAAAAGCUGGAUCCUGAAGUUGAAGAUGUUCUUAUGGACAUUGCCGAAGAUUUUGUUGAGUCUGUCACUACAUUUGCUUGUUCGUUAGCAAAGCAUAGGAAGUCAAACACCCUAGAAGCCAAAGAUGUACUCCUCCAUGCAGAAAGAAGUUGGAAUAUCACCUUGCCAGGCUUCAGUGGGGAUGAAAUCAAACUAUACAAGAAACAGCACAUAAAUGACAUUCACAGGGAGAGGCUUGCUCUGAUCAAGAAGUCAAUGGCGACUGACACAAGAAACUCUGCUUCCCAAGCUGCAGCUAACCAGAAAAAUCAGACUCCGAAACCACCUGCCCCAGUGUCCCCAUGAAAGAUGUCCACUAGCUUGCAAACCCAGUAUCACGCAUCGCCACCUUUGGUGUUGGACAGUGUGGGUCUGUUGUUUUGUUGAAGCGUUGUGGCAGUAUUGCUACAGCAGUGGAUGUGUUGCAAUGAUUACAUGUACAGAUGAUUUUUCGCGGGUACCUCGUCAUUCAAUACAGUACCAUUCGUGUUGAGAAA